AACCAGUUCCUCGAGAACUGAAGAGCUUCAAUGGCGACCCGCGCGCAGUUCGCCAAUUUGAUACGCAACAAGCUCCGAUUCGAUCACUGGAGGCCUAUAUCGUCGCACGCUUCGGCGAUUGAGUCUAAACCUAAUAUCGGGGGGCGCAGUCUCAAGAGUCAGAUCUUGAAACCCGAACUUCCGCUUACCGUUACCACCUUGCUUCAGAAUUGGGUCAAUGAGGGCCACAAAAUUACAGUCCCUCACCUCCGCAACAUCUCAAGACAGCUAGAGAAGUCUAGGCGCUAUAAGCAAGUGCUCGAGAUAUUGACAUGGCGGGGAACGCAUAUCGGUCUCGAGCUGUCACCAAUUGAGCAUUUCAACAAGAUGGAAUUGACCCUUAAAAUUCAUGGUUUGAUGGAAGCUGAGGAGUAUUUUGCUCAGUUACCCAACACCUCUUCGCAGAAAGCUGUAUGUCUCCCUCUUCUUCAUGCGUAUGUGAAGGAAAGGGCAGUAGAGAAAGCUGAGGCUUUCAUGGUGAAGUUAUACAGCUUGGGGUUACUUGUGGAACCUCAUGCGUAUAAUGAGAUGAUGAAGCUCUAUGUCGCCACAUCUCAGUAUGAGAAAGUAGUCUCUGUGAUCCAAGAAAUGAAGCAAAAUAAAGUAUCCCUAAAUGUUCUUUCCUAUAACCUUUGGUUGGAUUCAUGUGGGAAGCUAUCUAGUGUUGCCUCAGCAGAUAAGGUUUUCAAAGAAAUGGCAAAUGAUAAAACUGUGGCAGUGGGGUGGAGUACUUUAGCUACUUUGGCCAAUAUCUACACAAAAGCAGGUCUUGAUGAGAGAGCUACUUUGGCCCUUAAAAAUGCAGAGAAGAAGCUAUCUUCUGCCAGGCGUCGUGGUCAUCUCUUUCUCAUGACCAUAUAUGUCUCUUUGAAGAAUAAGGAGGAAGUUCUUCGGCUUUGGGAAGCCAGCAAAGUGGUACCUGGGAGAAUAACAUGUGCCGAUUACAUGUGUAUAUUGUUAUGCUUGGUUAAGGUAGGUGGCCUUCGACAGGCCGAGAGGGUUUUCAUGGAGUGGGAGUCUACUCGUCUGUCUCUGAAGUAUGAUAUUAGAGUCUCCAAUGUCCUUCUUGGUGCAUAUGCACGGAAUGGAUUCAUGAACAAAGCUGAGUCUUUACAUGCCCGGACGUUGGAGAAAGGUGGUUGUCCAAAUUAUAAGACAUGGGAGAUUCUCAUGGAAGGAUGGGUAAAAAACCAUGAGAUGGAUAAAGCCAUUGAUGCCAUGAAAACCGGAUUUGCUUUAUUGAAACACAGUAAUUGGAGGCCAGCACCUGACAUUAGGCCUGCACCUGAUGUUUUAUUGGCCAUAGUAGAGUACUUUGAGAAGCAUAGAAACCUUGAGGAAGCAAUUUCGUAUAUUAGACUUCUUCAUGGUUUUGGCCUCGCAAGCUUGCCAUUGUACAAAUCGUUGUUGAGAAUGCAUGCCAGUGCUCAGAGACCAGCUUUUGAUAUCCUCCAAAUGAUGGAGAAGGAUGAAAUUGAGAAGGAUGAUGAGACUGCUUCCCUCAUUCAACUCAGCUAAAUGUGCAACAAUAUCUGUAUUAUCAAUUCUCUGUUGCAUAAACCAUCAAUGCAGAGCAGAGUUUACCUGAUCCACUAUUUCUUUUGGGAUUGAAGAUGCGGAGAAAAACCUUAAAGAAACCUUUACAGCCGUCUCAAAAGCAUUGAUGAUUUGGAGAUUUUUGAAUUUUAUGCUUUAACAGCUUCAGAAGUAAGAUUGAAGAAUCAAUAUUACUUGUUGUAAAUGGGAACAGGAGAUCGCUAAUCACUAUCGUUACACAGAUGUUGGCCAAGGAAUCCCUUCAGGGUUCUCUGUUUCACUCCUUACUUGGCCACUGGCCCUUUAUAAUGGCACAUGUAAAUGGGGGGAAAUAUGAAGCAUCAACUGUUAUUGUUUAUGUAGAUGAUGAACAAUGAAAACUUGUUUUCUUGAGCUC
Molecule: messenger RNA, 1972 nt
Organism: Tripterygium wilfordii
Lineage: Eukaryota; Viridiplantae; Streptophyta; Magnoliopsida; Celastrales; Celastraceae
Product: pentatricopeptide repeat-containing protein At5g27460
Exons: 3
Coding region: 31-1557 (508 amino acids)
Cellular component (GO): mitochondrion
Molecular function (GO): protein binding
Source: RefSeq, a predicted model, not a curated record